AGGUCAGCUGCUGGUUUUGGUGAAAUCACAGGAGAAGGGAGAUUGCUGCUGCCUUUCACCACCACCACACUGAGCCAGCUCAUCCUUCUAGCUAUUUCUGUCUGCGCUUAUCUAUAGCAUCAUCCCCUGGUGCCUGUGUACCUGCCAAGUAUUCAAAACAGGCACUGCUGUGGCAGCCUCCUUCUUUCUCUCCGUCCUGGAGGAUAAAUGACUGGAUUGCUUUUUUUAAUUGUUUCCCUGCAUCAAGAAUUUACAGUGGGAAGGCUGAGCUGGAGAAACACUUUCGGGAGCGGGUGGCCGGGUCGGCAGAUCUCCGCUGGUUCUUAGCCCCUAGGGAGGUCCUGCAGCCUGGCACCGCGCCGGGCUUGCUCGCUGCCCUGUGCCUCGGUGCUUGCUUUGAAAGCGAUGGUUUCCUGGAGUGAGAUGUGGUCUCGGGUAAUAACAGCCAAAGUUUGGAUGCGAGUGAGAAGACCUGGAUCUGACUUGCUUGCAAAGGGACCCAGAACAGAAAGCUGAGUGCUUGGGUUGGCUGGAUUAACUGGCUCUCAUUCAGAGGGAACUUCACAAAUCUAUUUUGCUUUCAUUGAACCUCUCUACUGCACGUCAUAAAGAUUUCCUAGGUCCAGAGGCUGCACAAAAGACAACUGAGCAGCACAAAAAUGUGACUCUGACAAGAGACUCCAAGGUUUCUGACAAGGAAUUUUCUACUGAUCAGUUUAUAAUUUAAAUGUAUAACCGAAGCAUGCAUAAUAGUUAACCUGAUAGGGGGGAAAAAAAAGCGUUCUCAUUAAUUAGGACUGCCAAAAAAGCAGUCACUGGAAGCUUCAAAAUGAGUGCUCCGUUAAUCCCAAACAAGUCAUGUUAUGCCCAGCUUCAGGACAACUGCAGCGAAAUAAAAAACAAUAAUGAAAGCAUAGUGAGUGUGGGGGAUACCAAUGCCAACCAAAUUGUGACAAAAGUUAGAACCACCGAAGGGAAUGUUAAGAAACGUGACUUGACAGAUGCGAGUGGGAAUAUACACCCCGGAGGAUCAGAGAAAGUUACUCAUCUGAAUACAGAGCAGAAUAAACUUCUGACCUUCAGAGACUCUCGAACCUGUCACACCGGUGUACAGGAAAGUAAGCUGCCCUCCACCACAAGCAGGGAAAUGGGGAAAGAUUGUAGGACCAGCGAGGCUAAGGAUAUAUCAAGGCAUAUCAGGAUUAGCCGAGGACAAAGUCUGUCCAAUUUAAAAAGUAGCACAAAUGAUGCCAACCUGGAGGUUAUUUCCAAAAGUGAUGUUGACUUCACCCAGAACUUUUCUAAGGGUAAAAUGUCCAGGACUGUGGAGAUGGAGAGAAUAAAAAGGCUUUCUUUGGGAAGACCAAGUAAAUUCUCUCCUCAAUCUGAAACAUUUGCAAAAGACUGCGUUGGCCCUGUGUCAUGUAAACGUCUGCUUUCUGCAUCAUUGGACUCCAUCGACAGGUCGCACCAUUUGAUAGGAAAUACAGAGAAAUCACAAAAAACAUCCACGGAUCAUUUUCUUGGGAUGGUGUUUCAUCCACUUGACAAUAACUCAGAGGAAAAUAUUGUAUUUUAUUCUAAACCAUCUACCUCAGGGAACAAGAAAAUAAGUAAACCAGAAAAUGUACCAAAUGUUAACACUGAAAGCACACUGCAUACUUCUCAUUCUCAACAUUCAGCUGUUAAGCUCAAUGAGAUUGCUAGUAAAUCAGAAGCACAAUUAGGUCAGGGUGAUAAAAAUAAAAAACUGGAUCUUAAGACUGCACCAUCUCUACAAUCUAAAAAUACAUGUCAACAAAAGAUUGAGAGAAUUAUGCUGGUAGAGCUCCUGGGAUGUCAAAAAGAUGAAAAUACAGCAAUGCAAGAACAGGAAGCCUCUGUAUCUGAUGCAUCAAAAUUUCAAGCCUCCCAUUUGCAAGACACCUGUAAUAAAGUAGAGGAUCCAUUAUCAAGGCAGGUGGUAACCUAUCCUGAUGACAAAUUGGUAAAUCAUAACGUCACCAUCGGUGGGGAAGGGAGAGAAACCAACGACAGUGACAACAAGGCAACUAGCCAGGUUGUUGAGGAAUAUUUUACUCAUAAAGAAGUGGAAACAAUAUUCCCACUCACCUGUGGUAGUAAAUCCAGUGGCAAAGUGACACCUAGAAAAAACGAAAAUUUACAUGAAGUUGACACAGGUUGUGCUGAAAGAGUUGGUGAACAGAUCUCUCUUAUACAUAACAUUAAUCUACCUGACAGCAAACCCGUGAAAGUUAAUGAGAAUAAACUGAUGCUAGUCAAAGGAAGCACUGAGGAUGCAGCUGUGCCUGCUUCUGAUCUCUCAGAUCAACACAGAGCACGCAGUGCAGAGACAGUGUCAAACCAACAACCUGACAGCCACGACAGUGAUGCAGAAACCUCAAGCUUUUCAAUUCCAAGUAAAAAGACAGCUAAUGCACAGAAACAUCCUCCAGACGAAGCACCAGAGAGCUGUAAGGUGUCAGCAAAGGCCGAUGCCCUUUUAUGUGUCCCAUCUCCCGUGCACCCGGUGGCAACGCUGGAUGUUAAUAGUCAGCCCACACUAUCAAACAGUAAUUUGAAGGACCUUUAUGCACUUCAUGUUGACAAACUGUCACCCUCCUCAGUCCUACCUCCCAUUGACAAUACGCAGUUGUUAAACAUAUCCCCUAAAGUGCCUAUCAAGACUGCUUGCAGCAGUGCCAUCCCAAAACCUAUCCUGGUCCACUCCAAGGGCUCCCUCGCAGAUAAGGUGGAUGUGGACAGUGACGGCAGUGAAAAGCUGGAAGAAAGCAUCGAGAUAAAACCUGCCAUACCCAGGCCCAAACCCGUGAGACCUAAAAUCAUCACAUACAUUAGAAGAAACCCUCGUUCAAUAGAGCAGCUCGACCCUUCGUUUGCGCCGGCAGGGCUGCCCUUCGGUACACCUGCGUGUGGCAUGCCCAUCUCUACGGAGCAGAAGGCAUCCACCGGAGGGGAGGCGAAGCCACCCAACAUUCUGUACGACAAAUUUAAACCUGACCUCCAGAAGCCAAGACUCUUCAGUUCUGGACUGGUGGUGUCAGGAAUUAGGCCCCCGGGCCAUCACUUUGGUCCGAUGAGUGAGAAGUUUCUGCAGGAGGUUGGGGAAAGGCCUGCAAAAGAUGAAUUUUGCCCUCCACCAUAUGCUCACUAUGAGGUUCCACCAAGUUUUUAUCGAUCAGCCAUGAUACUCAAGCCACAGUUAGGACUGGGUGCAGUGUCCAGGUUACCAUCUGCAAAAAGCAGGAUUCUCAUCGCAAGUCAAAGAUCCUCAGGUAGCUGUCUCCAUCAGCAAGGAGAAAUAACGAGCGCUCCCAGCCUCUAUCAUCCUGAUGCUUCAGUUGAUCUUAAGAAAGGCUCAUGUCCAAGUCCUGCAAAGUCAAAUCUCCCCAAGCCCUGCCAGUCUGGACUUCGUCCUCCAGGUUAUUCACGGUUGCCAGCAGCUAAGCUGGCCGCAUUUGGUUUUGUCAGGAGCUCAAGCGUAUCUUCUGUCUCCAGCAACCAGUCAAACGACAGUGCUCAGAGUGAUCAAAGCAGGACAACCAACCGUUCCAGCUUUGGAAAUGAAGAGCAAACCACUCCUAAGGCAUCUACACCUUCUAAAGAUGUCCCCAAGGGGAGCAGCAAGAGCACAACACAGGUAUCGAGCAGCACAGUGACUCCACGCAGGAGCUUACUUCCAGCACCAAAAACUGCCACAGCACCUGCUGGUCUGAAGAAAGAAGUACAGAAAGAUCAGGAUGCUAACAGACCAGCUGUCUCAUCCCCUAAGAGAUCAGCGGUAACAGCCACCAAGCUCCAUUCACCAGGACAUCCCAAGCAAAGGCCAACCACCCCAAAGAAUGGAUUCUCUCCCAAACCAGGAGAGAGUCGAGAUGCUGAAAAGCAGUUUGUUCAGAGACUGAAGGAAAAGUGUGAUGAGCAGUCCCGGCAAUUAAGCAAUAUUCGAGAUGAGCUUAAAAGGGCCAGCUGUGGCUUUGAUGUCUUUGCUAUAACAACACAGCACUUUUUCAGGCAGAAUGAAAAUGCCCUUGUGAAAAUAAAGGAGUUAGGAGUCGAGCUUGCAAAGAUCAGGGAUGAAGUUGCCCUCAACACGUCGAGAUGGAAGAAACUACAGAGUGAGAAGGAGGAGCUGGAGAGGCGCUUUGAGGAGGAGGUGAAGCAGCUUCACAGGCAGCAGCAGGAGGAGCUGCAGGUGCUGGAGCAGCGGCUGCAGGAAGAGUACAACACCAAGAAGGAGAGCCUGCAGGAGGAGCACAGGCUGCAGCUGGAGCAAGUCAAAUUGCAGCAUCAGGAUCAGGUGGAAGAUAUCACAGCUGUACACGAAGCUGCAAUGUUACAGUUGGAAAAUAACCACAUAGUCGCCAUUACAGUACUGCAGGAUGAGAAUGACUGCAAGAUUCAAGAACUGAAUGCUGCUCACAAACUGGAAAAGGCACAAUUAGAAGAGAAUUUUGAAAAACUGCGGCUGUCACUCCAGGACCAGAUAGACACCCUCACCUUCCAGAACCAGUCUCUUAAGGCCAAAGCAGACCGAUUUGAAGAGGCUCUGAAGAAAAACACUGAAGAGCAACUGAAGAUUGUACGAGCUCCAUAUCUGCACUUAGAAAAAGAUCUGAAGAGCUUGAAACAUGUUCUGGAGAUGAAGAACCAUCAGAUUCACCAACAGGAGAAGAUGAUUAUGGAGCUAGAAAAACAGGCUGAAAAAAAUUUAAAACUGGAAGAAAAAAUCACCAUGCUGCAACAGCAGAAUGAAGAACUCAGAGCCAGGAUUGAGCAAAAUACUGUCAUAACAAGGCAAUUGUCAGAGGAGAACGCUAAUCUUCAAGAAUACGUUGAGAAAGAAGUGGAGGAGAAGAAGAAGCUGAGCAGGACUAACGAAGAGCUCCUCUGGAAGCUGCAGGAGGGAGAUGCCGUGAGCCCCGUGAAACUCCCACCCACAUCAUCCACUUCUUUUUAUCGCUGCUCAUCAGGGAACUCUUCUCCAGCAAAAGUCAGAACCUUGCGGCGAUGAUUUGGCACCUGCGCGCUGGAGGUCCCCUGCCUUUUAUGCAUUUCCAAUUUGCUAAAUAUUACCAUCCAAGGAAGUAUUACCAUCAACAGGCAUCCAGGGUUCGUGGCUGCAAGCAUGCUCGGUAGCUGCAUAGCUUUACACUAGGCAGGGUACUCAUAUAGUCCCCAUAUAGGAGCUCUCGGUUCUGACAUGUUGAUUAGGGAGAGCAAAAAGCUAGGACAGCAGAAAGUUAGGAUAGCAAGACAUUUAGUUUGAUGUGUUAACAUUUUAACUAUGAUUAGAGCCAAAAGUUGGAAAAUACUAUAUUAAUGGUUCAUCAGAAUGAACCUUUGCUGCAGUAUUUCAGGUUAGUUACAAAUACAGUUCAAGUUGUGAAUAUUUCUGUAUAUGUGUCUGUGUUUAUAUACAUGUACGUAUUGUACCUUUAUACCUAUAUAUAGACGCACACACAUAUAUAUGUAGUUGAAGAUGUUCUGAAUUGCAUUUUUUAUAUUAUUGGAUACUACUAAGUGCUGAUAUAUUUUCAUUACAGUCAGCAGUUUUCUAACUCGUGCCUAAGACUUGUAUCUAAACGAAAUGCAUUUCUGUUUAGCCUCCCAGGAAUAUUUAUACCCAACCUAGAAGAAAGUUACACAGAAGUAGAAGCGCCUUCCAAAUGACCACCAAGUGGUACUCUAUGUAACAUGAACACCAGCGACUUUGAAAUUCUGAGACAGUACUGCCUUCGAAACCAUCACCUUUGCAUUGAACACCGGAUAAGAUAUGCAUACCAUUCACUGCUUUUUAACUCUUAGCAUUGAUAUUGUAAGUGGAGAUAGGCUAGAGAUGAGAAACCUGAGGGUUUUAGCAAAUUUGAUAGAGAUUACUUAUUAACAUGUUUCAAUUUUAGUGUCUUUAAAUCCAGGUUAGAUCCUAUCUUGUUUUACCUUGUCCUGGUUUGGACACAAUCAAAAUCUCUGGUUGUAAGUUCCUGUCCAUUUUGAUUUCUUUCAAGUCCCGUAAGCAAGAAGGAGAAAAUAAGUUGUUCAUCCUUGACCUUUCCUGGCCAAGAGGUUUCCAGUAUUCGGGUGAGAUACAGGGCCCUGCUAGGGCUCUACCCUACUCCCAUUGGAAACACCAAAUAGAGCACAGCGAACUACAUGGGUGCAAAUCGGGUCAGAAUUUCUUUUCUUCCACAUAUGUAUAUUAUUUCACAUGGCUAAAGCUUACCCAAAGUUACAGAGCACUUUUGAGCGUCAUGGAAAAGAGUGGCUAAACUACCUUUAUCUUCCCUGCCUAGAAGCAAAAACAUUCACCCCGGCUUGGGGUGACCCCCCACCCGAGGGGUGGUGAGGCCGAGGAGCGCCUGGGGUGGGACAGGCUGCAGGGCCCUCGUGGGCACUGCUAGCAAGAAAAAAAUAUCCCUGGGCAUAAUUAAAAAAAAAAAAAAAGAGAUCUGUGGGAUGCUUUUCUAUCCAGCUUGGGGCAAAGAGCAUGCGUGCAUUCCUGCUCUGAGCACUGGGGUCAAAGUAAGCAGGAGAUGGUACAUGCAGCAAAUCCCUGGGAUGCGGGAGCGCUGCGGGGAGGGCUGCUUUCCCACCCGGGUGUGCGGUGGCACCGGCACGCCCUGCGUGAGCAGAGGUGAGAUUGCACACCCCUGUCAUACUGCUCAGAUGGGAACUGUGCUUCGGCUUUCCUGGGAAGUACUCAGGAUUCAUAGACUGCAGCUUAGAUACAGUUUCAAUCACCGUCAAAGUAUCUGUGGCCUGUUCCACAGCGUUAAAAAAAAAAGGUGAUUUUUUUUCUCCUUUUUAGAGAAAUUUAUUUUUGUAGCAGCUUUUGCAUGAUACUGUGAUACUGAGUAAAUUGAGCAUCUUGUUAGAAUAGAUUAUGCCACACCAACUACACUGUUGAAAUGCAUUACUAGAUUUUAGUGUGUCCAGCAAGUACAACCUGAAAGUAGAAUAGAUACCUAACACAUACAUGCACACAAAGGCCCUCCUUGCCAAGUACAAUUUUAAUCACUUUCAUACUUGCUAAAGGCACAGAUAGCUGCAAUACCUACUGCAUUGUCACGUUUCAGUCUGCCCAUACAAUUCUGAUACAAUGAGAUCAUAGGAUCACAGCAUGGUUUGGGUUGGAAGGGACCUCCAAAAAUCAUCUAGUCCAAGCCCCCUGUCAUGGGCAGGGACAUCUUUCAAUAGACCAGGUUGCCCAAAGCCCCAUCCAACCUGGCCUUGAACACUUCCAGGGAUGGGGCAUCCACAGCUUCUCUGGGCAACCUGUUCCAGUGCCUCACCACCCUCAUCGUAAAGAAUUUCUUCUUUAUGUCCAAUCUAAACCUACCCUCUUUAAGUUGAAAACUGCUACCCUUCGUCCUGUCCUUGGUAAAGUCUGUCCUCAUCUUUCUUAUAAGCCUCCUUUAAGUGUUGAAAGGCCACAAUAAGAUCUCUCUGGAGCCUUCUCUUCUCCAGGCUGAACAACCCCAACUCUCUCAGCCUGUCCUCAUAGCAGAGGUGCUCCAGCCCUCUGAUCAUCUUUGUGGCCCUCCUCUAGACUCACUCCAACAGCUCAAUGUCCUUCUUAUGUUGGAGGCUCCAGAGCUGGAUGCAGCACUCCAGGUGGGGUCUCACCAGAGCAGAGUCGAGGGGCAGGAUCACCUCCCUCGACCUGCUGGUCACGCUUCUUUUGAUGCAGCCCAGGACACGGUUGGCUUUCUGGGCUGCAAGCACACACUGCCGGCUCAUGUUGAGCUUCUCAUCAACCAACACCCGCAAGUCCUUCUCCUCAGGGCUGUUUUCAAUCCAUUCAUCCUCCAGCCUGUAUUGAUACCAGGGAGUUGCCCUGACCCGUGUGCAGGACCUUGCACUUGGCCUUGAUGAACAUAUUGCGGUUUGCAUGGGCCCACUCCUCAAGCCUGUCAAGGUCCUUCUGGAUGACAUCCCUUCCCUCCAGCAUAUCAACUGCACCACUCAGCUUUGUGCCAUCUGUAAACUUGCUGAAGGUGCACUCAAUCCCACUGUCUUAUGUCAUUAAUAAAGAUAUUGAACAGACUGGUCCCAGUACGGACCCCUGAGGGACACCACUACUUGUUACUGAUCUCCAUUUGGACAUCGAGCCCUUGACUGCAACUCUUCAGAUGCAGCCAUCCAGCGAAUUCCUUAUCCAUCUAACAGUCCAUCCAUCAAACCCAUCUCUCUCCAAUUUGGUGACAAGGAUGUUGUGUGGCACUGCAUCAAAGGCCUUACAGAAGUCCAGGUAGAUGACAUCAGUUGCUCGUCCCUUAUCCACCAACACACUCACUCCACCAGAUUAGUCAGAGUUGUCAGUAGUUUCUAGGGUCCUCCCUUCUACCCUUUUUAAAAAUGGGUGAGAUGAUACAAUCAGAGUUGUUACCACGAUGCUAAUCUAAACUUUUCCAUGCUAAACACACUAGAGCAUAUUAUUGGCCUGGGAUGGGCUGGCUGAGCCUGUCCUUUUUUAAUUUAUUCAUUCUUUCCCUCUAUUUCUGGUGCUUUCCUUAUCAUUUUGUGGGUUUAUAUUCAUAUGCAAGAGAUGCUUCCAGCAGUGAAUUGGGAGUGGGGCUUUUACGGUGGGAAAACUGGGACUGAUGCCAGCUCCACCAUCAUUUGGUAUCAUUGCCAAUCCCUUUCCCAUCUAAUUUUUGCCUCCCAAUCCUGCCUCACUGGAUUCUUCCUUGGCAUGGCCUCUGGGGCUUGCCUGAUCGCUAGCAAACCUGCAGGAAGUUUUGCCUGACUAGAAGGGACCCAGCAACCCAUCCCUGCGGGGGUGUGAAGGGUGGUUCCUUCUGGUGCAAGCCCAGAAACACAGACUUUUUUCCCCAGAAAAAGGUCAUUCCUUUUUCCUGUUCUUCCUCUGUCCUGUCCCUCCUUGCCUCUGUGUGCCAGAGUAGGUGUGAGGGGAGAUGGAGACACCUCAGCACGUGGCUAAGCUGGUGACCCCAGCUCUCACCAGGGAGCUUGGCAUUCCCAGUGGUGUGGGGGCCACAUCACUAGUCCUUGCUCCCUGGCCACCCCUUCUCAAAGAUAAGCAAGGGGAAGCCUUUGCUUUUGGGGAGCUGGAGACUUCCCAAACACCAUGGCUGCCACAGGGGCUUUCCUGUUUUGCAGGGUAGGGUGGCCUUUGGCAGGAGAGGGAACGCAGCCAGCACUGAGCUGGGUUUUAUUGCCCUUAGAUCUUUAAAAAGGAGAUGUUCAAUUUGGUUAAUCUUUAUUCAAUGCAGAAGGUUGCAGCAGCAAUAAAACCAGCCUACAGUUGCUCUGAAGGAGCUCCAGAGACCGGCACUGGGAGUGGGCAACAGCCGUGGGAUGGCAGGAGAGCCGGCAGCAAGCGAGGGGCACGGAGGGCUGGAAAAGUUGCAGGAAGGCUCUGGUUUUCUGCAGGAAAGCACCGUCAGGCCCCGCUGGGAUGGCAUCUCCUGCACAGAGGGGUUAUCUUGGCAGCGGAAAAGACUUGUGGUGGUGGUGGGUGGGGGGAAGGAAAGGAAAAACUAUCAAGUGCAAAAUCAGGUAUUUUACGUCUCUGCACUGAUGGUGGUUGUGUCCCAUGGACACGCUGAGGAGCCUCUGUACAGUUUCCCAUGCAGCAGGAGUUCUGUGGUCUCGUUUACUAUGUGGCUAAUGAUUACAGAAGAGUUUGUAUUAUUUCAGUUAUGAUGUACAGAUAAGUGUAAUAUAUUCCUGAUAAUAAAUCCAUGCGCCAGCGCACAUACGGGCCGACGCA
Molecule: messenger RNA, 9757 nt
Organism: Grus americana (Whooping crane)
Lineage: Eukaryota; Metazoa; Chordata; Aves; Gruiformes; Gruidae
Gene: MTUS2
Product: microtubule associated scaffold protein 2
Exons: 15
Coding region: 830-5035 (1401 amino acids)
Cellular component (GO): nucleus; cytoplasm
Molecular function (GO): microtubule binding
Source: RefSeq, a predicted model, not a curated record